Messenger RNA from Chrysoperla carnea, 1012 nucleotides. Its product is annotated as purine nucleoside phosphorylase-like. The transcript has 2 exons. The record is from RefSeq and is a predicted model, not a curated record. Gene Ontology annotation, cellular component: cytoplasm. Gene Ontology annotation, molecular function: purine-nucleoside phosphorylase activity. Gene Ontology annotation, biological process: nucleoside metabolic process. Lineage: Eukaryota; Metazoa; Arthropoda; Insecta; Neuroptera; Chrysopidae. Bases 93 to 971 code for a protein of 292 amino acids.
CCAAACGAUAUAUUUUCAGUAUCAAGUACCUAGGUAAAUAAAAUACAAGGAAGAAACAAUCAAAAAUACUCAAGUGAUAAAUUGAUUGAAUAAUGUCGGUUGUUAAAUGUGAUAAAUGUGCUCCUCUUAAAUAUGAAUCAUUAAUUGAAGCCGCUGAUUAUAUUAAAACAAAAAUAUCAUUUACUCCGAAAGUUGGGAUUAUUUGUGGCACUGGUUUAGGAUUAGUGGGUAAAAUAGUGGAAAAUGCAAUUCCUAUAAAAUACGAAGAAAUUCCUAACUUCCCCGUAUCUGGUGUUGAAGGUCAUGCUGGUCAAUUAUUAUUAGGAUACUUAAGUGGUGUUCCUGUAAUGGUAAUGCAAGGACGCACACAUCAUUAUGAAGGAUAUCCAUUAUGGAAAUGUGCAUUACCAGUACGCGUUAUGAAACUUUUAGGCGUAACACAUUUAAUUGUAUCAAAUGCCGCCGGUGGUGUAAAUCCAAAAUUAAAUGUAGGAGAUAUUAUGUUAAUUAAAGAUCAUGUUAAUUUUAUGGGAUUUACUGGUAAUAAUCCAUUACAAGGACUAAAUGACAAGCGUUUUGGGCCAAGAUUUUUAUCAUUGACAAAUGCAUAUAAUAAGAAAUUAAUUCAAAUUGGAAAAGAAGUAGCUGAAGAAUUAAAUAUUGAAAAUAGAGUUAAAGAUGGUAUAUUUACAUGUUUGGGCGGUCCAAAUUUUGAAACACCGGCUGAAAUAAAUUUUCUAAAAUUGGCUGGUAUUGAUGCUGUUGGAAUGUCAACAAUUUAUGAAGUGAUUACAGCUCGCCAUUGUGAAAUGGAAGUAUUAGCUUUUAGUUUGAUAACCAAUAUAACUGCUUCCGAGGAUAAUAGUGAUUUAGAACAUGAUCAUGAUCAAAAUGUUGACGUUGGUAAAAGUAAUGAGGGUCUUCUACAAUGUUUUGUAAAAAAUGUCGUAGAAAAAAUUAAUAAAUUAUAGAAAGUAUUGAAAUCGUUCGAAGUAUUAUGUCUUUUACAUUU